This is a messenger RNA of Ilex paraguariensis (yerba mate), 964 nucleotides long. The record is from the annotation of a GenBank genome assembly. Lineage: Eukaryota; Viridiplantae; Streptophyta; Magnoliopsida; Aquifoliales; Aquifoliaceae.
AUUAGCCUGUUUUCUAUACCUCAUACUAAAACAGCUAGCUAUGGCCUCUAGUGUAAGACAAAACUUUCUAACGAUUUUUGUGGCCGGACUUCUCGCGUUAGCAGUGCCGGAAUUUGUUGUGGGUCAGAACUGUGGUUGUGCUCCAGACCUGUGCUGUAGCCAGUAUGGAUAUUGCGGUAGCGACAGUGCCUAUUGCGGCGCAGGGUGCCAAGAAGGCCCUUGUUUUGCACCACCUAGUCCUAAUGAUGUUUCAGUUGCUGAUAUUGUGACGGAUGCUUUCUUCAAUGGGAUUGCUGAUCAAGCUGGCGCUAAUUGUGCCGGGAAAGGCUUCUACACACGAGCUGUAUUUCUUGAAGCACUCAAUUCAUAUUCACAGUUUGGCAGGAUUGGUUCCGUUGAUGAUUCUAAGCGUGAGAUUGCCGCUUUCUUUGCUCAUGCCACUCAUGAGACUGGACACUUUUGCUAUAUAGAAGAGAUAGAUGGUCCUUCUAAGGACUACUGUGAUGAGACUAACACACAGUAUCCAUGUGCACCUAACAAGGGUUACUAUGGCCGAGGUCCUAUUCAGCUAUCAUGGAAUUUCAACUAUGGGCCAGCCGGAAGGAGCAUAGGAUUCGAUGGACUAAACAAUCCCGAGAUUGUGGCCACGGACAACCUUGUGUCCUUCAAGACCGCCUUGUGGUAUUGGAUGAAUUUCGUUCACUCUAUCAUAACCUCAGGCCAAGGGUUCGGAGAAACCAUUCGCGCCAUUAAUGGCCAACUUGAAUGCAAUGGUGCAAAUCCUGACACUGUAAAUGCCCGUGUCGCGUAUUACACAGAUUAUUGUAACCAAUUUGGUGUUUCACCUGGUGAUAAUCUGCGGUGUUAGGAUACAAGGUUCCAUUAGUAUGGUUAUUUUUUUUCCAGCUCCUUUUUGUAUUUCGCCAAGGCGUAUGACUUGGGAUUUGACAAUAAAGAAUAAUCA